This is a messenger RNA of Vombatus ursinus (common wombat), 1424 nucleotides long. It is a transcript of the gene NAT14, whose product is annotated as N-acetyltransferase 14 (putative). The annotation marks the transcript as partial. Gene Ontology annotation, molecular function: N-acetyltransferase activity. The transcript has a single exon. NCBI's taxonomy places the organism in Eukaryota, Metazoa, Chordata, Mammalia, Diprotodontia, Vombatidae. The record is from RefSeq and is a predicted model, not a curated record.
CUUCUGCCCCUUUAUUCUCAGGAUGGGGUGAAGGACACAGAGAACCGCGUGGCCCUCCACGCCCUGACUCGGCCCCCUGCCCUCCUGCUCCUGGCCGCUGCCAGCAGUGGUCUCCGCUUUGUCCUGGCCUCCUUCGCCCUGGCCCUGCUUUUGCCCGUUGCCUUAGCUGUGGCUGCCCUCAAGCUGAUGGUGCGGAUGCGGUGGGGUUCGCUCCCCUCGGACUCUGGCCUGGGAGGCCCCUGGGUGGCCGUGUGGGGAACUGAUGAUGUGUGUGGGGUCCUGGCCCUGAGGCCUGGCCCCAGCGGAAGCAGCCUGUCUGUAGCUCGCCUGGCCGUGGCCCGCUGGCACCGUCGACGUGGCGUGGGCACGAAGCUGCUGGCCUUUGCCGAGGCUCAGGCCCGGGCAUGGGCCCGCCAGGCGGGGGGCCCUCGAGCCAAGCUCGUGGUCCCUGCUCCAGUGGGUGCCCGAGGGGCCACUGCCCUCCUGGAGGGGCGAGGCUACCAUCCCGAGGGCGGUUGGGGCUGGAUGGGACACACCUUUGUGAGGGAGUUCACGAAAGAAUUCUGAUGCCCACUGUGUCCCCUCCGCCACCUGGCCUUGGAAGCAGGGGACACGGAGGACAUCUGCCUGCUUUCACGUCUCAGCUCUGGCUCUGGCCCAGUCCGUGACCCUGGGCCUGGCCCUUCUUCCCUCUGGGUCUCACUUCUAGGGAAUGGAGGAAAGGACAUUUGCGGUGCUCGCCUCACAGGAUUAAACAUGGGGAAUCCCCGUUGGCCCAACCUCAGACUGCUCCCGUUUUGUACCAGUGACUCUCAGAUGAUCCCCCCUGCCCUCUGGGGGGGUCCUCAGGCAGUUGGCCCCCUUCCUUCUCCCUGCACCUCCAGCCGCCCUCGGGUGGCUCUGCCCGCUGGCCCCCCCGACCGGGCCUCUUCACCUUCCCUGCGCACCCUCAGGUGGUUCUGUGCCCAGAUCUCCCGAGGUUCUCGUCCCCUUUCCUCCCAGAAGUCCCUUUUCAGGUGGCCCCUCAGACAUCCUUCCCCCAGACUCACUGAAGGUCCCUGUGGACCUGGGAUCUCCUGCCCCUCCCCCUCAGCUGACCUUCAGCCCGUUUGGGCCCCUCUGAGCAAGGGGAGCAAGCCUCAGAGCUCCCUGACCCCCGAGUCCUUGACCAAGGGCCCUCAGUGAUCUCCCCCUUUUCUGGGGACCCUCCAGUGGGGUUGGACUCCCUUCUCCUUGGAUGCCUGGCCAACUCCCCUCUGCUUUGAGGACCCACACAGUGACUUCCCCCUCUCCUGCUGCCCGCGGGGGUCCCCCACACCUUGAGAUGACCCUCCCUCUCUGCUUUGGGUUCUUCUCUUUCCUCCCAUCCCUCCUUUCCCCUCACAUCUGUUUUUAUACCCACUGUUAAUAAACUCUGAAACUCC